Messenger RNA from Ceratosolen solmsi marchali, 968 nucleotides. RefSeq lists its product as uncharacterized. Lineage: Eukaryota; Metazoa; Arthropoda; Insecta; Hymenoptera; Agaonidae. The record is from RefSeq and is a predicted model, not a curated record. Gene Ontology annotation, molecular function: metal ion binding. The transcript is spliced from 2 exons. The coding region runs from base 311 to 931 and encodes 206 amino acids.
AUUCUUAAUACCUUUUAACGAUAAACGCGAGUAUUCGAGAUAGGCGACGUAGAAGAGCACGCAUAUGGCUAUUGCCAUCGGCCAACCAACCACCAACUAUCUACGGCAUUGUCAAGCUCACUGGCAGAACCGUCUGCGAGUGCAGCACCGAAAUACGAAUAACGAAUACUAAUAAGUAGUGUAUAAGCCGCGGCGAGGCGCACAACAGCCAUCUGACUUCCGUGUAUACCACUUAGGGCUCCCAUUUUAUUAGAUUUAAUAUUUCGUUGGCGAGUGUUAUUUUAUUUACUAUUGACGAGGAAAACAAGAGAUGGCUUCCUUGGUGGCGGAUUAUGGCACUUCCUCGGGCUCUGAAAGCGACAGGGACGAACCAUCGGAUUCCGGAUCUUCCAAGGAUGAAGCAGAAGAGGAAGAAAAUAUUGAAAAUGAAGACGAUGAUAACCAGAAAGAUACUGCUUCCAAUAAAAAGCUUCCAUUACCCACGCCAGACUUCAAUGGUACACCCACCAUGAAAACUUCAGUCUUCACCAAUCCCUUUGUAGAAGCUGAAAAAGCUAAAAGUGCUAUUCUUGAAAAGCACGUUAAAAUGACUCCUACUUUAGAUGAUACAAAAAUGAUCAAUGGUAGAAAAAUCUGUUGGAAUUAUCGUAAGGGUCGGUGUCGUUUUGGUCACAACUGUACUUUUGCACACGAUUCUGAUUUACAUCGUUCAGCUGCAGAAUUAGAAGCUAUUCGUACACCACAGGAAACUGUCAUAUGUCAGACACAGUAUCAUAAACAAGUAGGAGUAAAUGAUGAUGAAGAAGUAGAUCAAGAAAACAAUCAAAUGUAUAAGCGUAAGAAGAGACCAGGUCUAAGCCAAAAUCUAGUACCUGGUAAAAAAGUUUUAAAAUUGUAUAAAGCACAACAAGCCAAGACAAUUAGCAGAUAAAUUUUAAGAUAAAUUUUUAGUUUCUUAAUUAUCGUUU